Phialemonium atrogriseum is the source of this 1574-nucleotide messenger RNA. Its product is annotated as major facilitator superfamily domain-containing protein. The record is from RefSeq and is a predicted model, not a curated record. The transcript is spliced from 7 exons. Gene Ontology annotation, cellular component: membrane. Lineage: Eukaryota; Fungi; Ascomycota; Sordariomycetes; Cephalothecales; Cephalothecaceae. Gene Ontology annotation, biological process: transmembrane transport. The coding region runs from base 96 to 1574 and encodes 492 amino acids. Gene Ontology annotation, molecular function: transmembrane transporter activity.
CAUUGAUGAAUGAUAUGGUUAUAUAAACACUCGCUCAGGAACCCAGUGACUGUUGAUACUUUCUUCCCUGGCCGUAAUCUUGAGCCACUCUCACAAUGAGUGAAGAGAUAAAGGAAAAGAACGAGUACGACGUCACUCCUCCAGAGCUGGCUGGGUCUUCAACUUCAUCCGUGUUGCCGGAAUGGGAUCCGAAGGAUGAGUUGAAAGCUCGACGGAAAAUAGACUCAUCUGUCCUACCGCUCCUAUUCCUCGGUCUCCUAGUCUUCCAGUUGGAUCGCAUGAACCUCGCCAGCGCCCUAACGGGCGGUUUCGCCAAAGAUAUCAAAGUUAGCCAAGACACUAUCAACUUGGGAAACCAACUCAUGUUUAUGGGUAUCGUGAUCUGGGAGAUCCCGUGCAACAUGGCUUUGCAGCGCCUCGGCCCAAGGAAAUGGAUAUCUGCCCAAGUCUUCGUCUUUGGCCUUAUCGCCACGCUUCAGGUCUUCGUCAAGAACAGGACGGGAUUCCUCAUCGCGCGACUGGCACUUGGGUUUGCCGAGGCCGGCUACAUCCCCGGAGCGGUGUACACACUCUCGACAUGGUAUACGAGGACGGAGCUGGCCAAGAGAGUUGCUAUUUUCUUCUUUGGCAUGUUUGGUGGCAACGCCAUCAGUCCCCUCCUUGCGUCUGGGAUACUGAAAUUGGAUAAUGCUCGUGGUAUUCGGGGGUGGCAGUGGCUCUUCCUGAUCGAGGGCCUCUUCACCAUCACGGUAUCCUUGGUUCUGGCCCUCUUCCUGCCGGGGUCACCCGAUUUACCACGACCCCUUCUGAGCCCGGGGAUCAUCAGGGUAUCCGAGGCCCAGAGAGUGAUACUCCAGAAGCGCCUCGAAAAGAGCGACAGCGAACGACGAGACGGCGCCCAGGGAAUGCAUAUCCCAUUGGAGAUUGUCUGGAAGACAGUAUCGCACUACCGUCGCUGGCCACACUUCGUCUCGACCUUUGCCGUGUUCUCCUGCUGGAGCCCGUUGACCACGUACACGCCGUCAAUCAUGGUAUCCCUCGGGUUCGACAGAAUCGUGGCCAAUGCCCUCGCGGCGGUCGGCGCCUCCCUGGCGCUUGUCGUGGUCUUCAUGUUCGCCUACCUCAGCGACAAAACCAACCGCCGCGGAGGCACCGUCAUCGCAGCCCAGGUGUGCUUCCUGAUCACGCUAAUUGUGGCGCAUGAGGCCCAGCCGCAUGUCGGGAAGUGGUCUCGCUGGGGGCUGUGGACGGCCGUGAACGCGUUCGCCGUGGGGUAUCACCCCGUCCACAACUCGUGGGUGCAGCUCAACUGUCGGGAUCCCAGGGAAAGGAGUAUUAGCAUUGCCAUGUGGGUGAUGUCUGCUAUCAGCGGUUUGAUGGUUGGCACGCAGUAUUACCAGGGAGGCGAUUCACCACUUUAUACGAAAGGUCUUCGUACACAGAUUAUCAUGGUCUCGGUGGGCAUAGUCUUUGCCGCCCUACAGAUCGUUGUCUAUGUCGUUCACAACAGGAGAGUUGCUCAGGGAAAGCACCAGGAGAAAGACGGGUCAGAGUCCAUGAUCUAUGUACCCUAA